This is a messenger RNA of Acanthochromis polyacanthus (spiny chromis), 4516 nucleotides long. It is a transcript of the gene hcn5, whose product is annotated as hyperpolarization activated cyclic nucleotide-gated potassium channel 5. Bases 363 to 1919 code for a protein of 518 amino acids. The transcript has 10 exons. The record is from RefSeq and is a predicted model, not a curated record. NCBI's taxonomy places the organism in Eukaryota, Metazoa, Chordata, Actinopteri, Pomacentridae. Gene Ontology annotation, cellular component: membrane. Gene Ontology annotation, biological process: monoatomic ion transport; transmembrane transport. Gene Ontology annotation, molecular function: monoatomic ion channel activity.
AACUUACAAACAGAUGUCGAGUUCACAUGGCACCAUAACUGCGAGCCCCCUCCUCAUGCGCGCUCUCACAUGUGCCAUUGUCUUUGAGUAUUAAUGUGAGCCGAACCUCUUGACGUGGCUUGAUUCAUGUGGGGACGAGACGCAGAUACUGAAUAGUUGAUGAGCUGGAAGAAAAGGACGGCGGGGUGGGGGCAGAAAUAGAGCGGCAGGGAGGGAGGGAGCAGAGAAAAGGCUGGUGAUCCACUCCGAUCGCUCCAAUAAGCCCCGAGGUCGGGACGCCUGCAUGGAAAAUUACCUCGCAGCCGAGAGGAGGGCAGUUGUGGGCUGAGGAUGGCUUUCGGCUGAGCGGACCCAGGCGGACCAUGGAGAAGCUGAAGGGUCCCACGGCGGGAUGCUCCACGGCGACCUGUGGAUGGAGGGCGCUGCUCCUGCCCCAGCUCAACCGCCAGUCGCUGUACGUCUACGGCAGCGAGGUGGCCGUGGAGAAGGAGUGCAUCCGGCAGCUGCAGAGCGGAGUCUUUGUCAUUCACCCCUUCAGCCUCAUGAGGAGCUACUACAUCAUGUGCAUGAUGGCCAUCACGUUCCUGAACCUGAUCGGGAUUCCCAUGGAGAUAGCCUUUCUGGACGGACACAGCGGCCUGGCGUGGGAAGGCUUCAACGUCUUCUCGGACACCCUGUUCCUCAUCGACGUGGCCCUGAACUUCCGAAUGGGCAUCAUAACGGACGACGCAGAGGAAGCUAUUCUGGACAUCAAGCGGAUCCGAGUCAGUUACCUGAGGACAUGGUUCAUACCGGACGUCAUCGCCGCUUUCCCAAUCGGCUACAUACUGCUGUUUGCGGACUUGCAGUACAACAAUGACGACAACCCCUCCAAGACCAACAGGAUGAUGAGGAUCCUGAUGUUCGUACGGAUCCUCAGUUUGAUCCGACUGGCCCGGGUGUCCAGGCUGGUCCGGUUCUUCAACGAAGUGGAGAAAGUGUCAAACGCUAACCUGGAGGUGGUCCGUCUGUUCUUUCGCAUCUUGUCUCUGUUCAUGAUGAUUUUCCUGCUGUGCCACUGGAACGGCUGCAUCCAGUACUUCGUCCCGAUGCUGGAGGAGUUUCCCAGUGACUGCUGGGUCCGCAAGGAAAACCUGAUGAAUGCUACCGUGAUCGUAAAAUAUUCUUGGGGAGUUUUCCGAGCUCUGUCGCAGAUGAUCGCUCUCUCUUACGGCUCCAUGGACGCUCCAACAAAUUACGUUGAGAUGUGGAUCGUCAUGGUCAGCAUGGUGUCCGGCUGUCUGAUGUACACCGUCCUCGUUGCCAACGCCACCGCCAUGAUCGUCAACGUCGACCCGGCGGCCAAAGAAUACAAGAGCAAGAUGAGCCGGUUGGAGCACUACAUGACCUUCAUGAAGCUCCCUCCAGAGCUGCAGCUCCGCAUCAACAACUACUACCAGGCUCGGUAUGGAGGGAAGUGGUUCGACGAGAAGGACGUCAUGGACACGGUGUCGUCGGCUCUGAAGGAGCAAAUCCUGACGGUGAUGUGCAGCCGGCUGCUGAGAAACGUGCCGAUCUUUCAGAACAGAGAUGAAAACUUCAUCAACGUCGUCCUCCAAUACCUGGAGUACGAGGUUUACCAGGAAGGAGACGUCAUCGUCCGGCAGCACGUCCCAGGAGACCGAAUGUUCUUCAUCGACCACGGCCAGGUUCUGGUGGAGGCCGAUUCCUUCGAGAGGGAGCUGUGUGACGGAGACUUCUUUGGAGAGACAUGCGUGCUGACCAAAGGCAAACAUCUGGCCACGGUGAAGGCGCUGACCGACUGCCAGUGCUUCUCCCUGUCCUGGGACGACUUGCAGAAGGCGCUGGAGGGUUUCCCAGAUGUCAAGAAGGACUUAGAAAAGAUGGUCCAGAUCAACUCAGAUGGUGGGCUCGUGUGAGACCAAAAACAGAACAUUUUGCUUCAUGAAUUGGACAGACGCUAUGCAUUUCCAGGGCAUUUUAUGCUGUUAUAUAAGACUUUGCUCACAUGGACACAAGCUGGACUCUUAUUCUCUGAUGAGAUGGACGGUUUUAGAGCAUCUUUUUCUCUCUAGGAAUCAUCCCGUCCUCUGAUUUAUCGUAAUAAUCAGCAAUAAACAACGACCUCAACAGCUAAGACUCAAAACAUUUGAUCUCCUUGUUGGUGUUGCAGUUUAGCAUCAGUGUUUGGUGCAUUUCUUAGCUGCAAAACAAGGAAGACUUCUAUCAUAAUCUAGAACAACCACUGGUUUAGUGUUGCUCUACAGCAUUGAUCAGCAACAACUUUUACACCACUGACAGUUGAAGGAAAUAAUAAUAUCCCCUGAAACACCACGUUUACUGCUCAGGAACAGCUCGAGGAACACGACCAAGAGCUCCAAGGCAUUGACACAACUUCCAAACUCCACAUAACCCAAAUUCACUCUGAUGGUGGGCUUGUGUCAGACCAAAAAUGGGACAUUUUACAUGGUUAUGUAAGACUUUACUUGCGUGGAUGCAAGAUGGACAGUUUCAAAGCAUCUUUUUCUCUCUAGGAAUCAUCCUGUCCUUUGAUUUAUCGUAAUAAUCAGCAAUAAACAAAGACCUCAACAGUUAACGCUCAAAACGUUUGAUCUCCUUGUUGGUGUUGCAGUUCAGCAUCAGUGUUUGGGGCUUUUUAAGCUAAAAAACAAGAAAGACUUGGCAGAUGUUGAAGAGAAUUCAGAAGUAAAAUUGGUGGAAACAGAAGAAACAAAUUGUGAUGUUAGAUAAAGUUAUUCACACAACAAUGUUUAGGAAUCUACUACCCAUCCAUUAUAAUUUAGAUCAAUGUCUGGUUUAGUUUUCUCUACAGCAUUGAUCAGCCACAACUUUUAAAAACGCUGACAGAUGAAGGAAAUAAUAAUAUCCCCUGAAACAUCACAUAUACUGCUCAGGAACAGCUCGAGGAACACGACCAAGAGCUCCAAGGCAUUGACACAACCUCCAAAUUCCACAUAACCCAAAUUUAAUCUGAUGGUGGGCUUGUGUCAGACCAAAAACAGAACAUUUUACUUUAUGAAGAGAACAAAUGCUAUGCAUUUCCAGGGCAUUUUAUGCUGUUACAUAAGACUUUGCUCACAUGGACGGAAGUUGGACUCUUAUUCUCUGAGAUGGACAGUUUUAGAGCAUCUUUUUCUCUCUAGGAAUCAUCCUGUCUUCGGAUUCAUCUGUAAUAAUCAGCAAUGAACAAAGACAUCAACAGCAAAGACUCAAAACAUUUGAGCUGCUUGUUGGUGUUGCAGUUUAGCAUCAAAUCUUGGAAAGUCAAUGCUUUUCUUAGCUGCGAAACAAGAAAGACUUCUGGAUUCUGGUUUUUGAAGAAAAAACGGGAACGAAUCAGUCAGAUUAUCACAGGUUUUAGGCAAAUACUGCUGUUAGGUAAGGUAAUACAAUAUUUAAAUAACUCUUUGUAAUCUAUUGUAGUUUAUCGUAGUGAGCAGCGAUCAGCGACAACAUUUAAACAACUAACAAGUGAUUAUUGAUUAUAUCAUUACAAUACAAUGUUCUGAUAGAAAAACUUGGGUUCUGGAUGCUACCUUGACGUCUAACACCUAGGGUUGCCCAAUGAAGGAAUCGAGGAGCACGACCAAGAGCCCCAAUGUACUGACUCACCCUUCAAACUCCACAAAACCCAACAAAUUCCACAACAAAUGCAAUCCAUUGAUUGAAGAAUCUGCUACGGAGAUCCUUGUGCACCUCCAUGGAUCCUUUAUCCAUGUUCCAAUGGGAGGCUUAAAAUGGUUUUAAAUGUUGUGACUGAUCAGUAAAGUAUUAUUACCUGCAUUUAAAUCGCACUCAGACCAGUUUUUACCACCAAAGAGGCACAAUCUAGCUAAACUUAUAAACGCCGAAUGUCCAGAUUUCUUGUGUCUCUUCCCUCUGAUGACUUAACUGUUGUGAUCUCUACCUACAAACUUAGACCAAUUUCUAUCAACAUACAAGCUUGUGUAAAUGACAAUGCUAACAUUCUAUUUUGGCUCUUAAUGUAUUUGUCAUAAUUGGUAGCUGCAGGUUGUUGACAUGUUGCAGGUAUUUGGUCAUAAACCAAAGUAUUAUACAAAGGGAAGUUCUGACCUCACAGUGGUUCUGUUCUGGGGACCAAGUCUGCACAGCAUUUAAUGCAAUCCAGCCAAUUUUGGUUAAGAUAUUUCAGUGUAAACCAAAGCUGAAUGUGUAUCUGCUAUACAUGUGUAGUCCUUCUACCAUUUACUCACAUCCAACAUGCUCACGAAAAAAACAACUGUUCUCUUAACAUCUAAUUCAUCUCAGAUUCUGACAUUCGUCCACAUUGACAUGAGAUGAUUGGACCAUUAAUUUCAUCUGGUUUUCGCUUAUUGGUGUAGACAAAACCAAGUUACUCGAACUUUACUUCAAAAGACGGUAGAAACUCAUGUAUGUAUUUUGUCUCUAACAUUUAUUUGGAAGUAAUAUUACACACGACAUGCUAAUGCCACUGUGAAAGCAUCAAAUACAAAGCUGAUAUUGUACUAUUGAA